GGCGCGAUGUGAUUGGCUAAAGACUCCUUCGUCAACCGCCGGGAUUAUAAUUCAACCAGCGAAGAAAAGCCGGUGACUUCCACAUUUACCCGGUGGAUUUCUCGCCGGAGCUCUCCCCAUCACUACCUUCUGAACAUGUCUUCCGAUGGAGACAACAACAUCUCGACGCCGGUAGCGGUGGCCUCCUGCGUCGCUAUGGCACUGUUCUACGUCUUGAUCCUUUACGCUCCCACCGUCAUCCUCCGCCUCCCGUCGCCUUCUUCCUUCUAUAACUUCAUGAUUCGCCGAUUCGUUUGCGCAGCUAUUUCAACCGUCGCGUCUCUCGUCUUCACAGCUUAUAUACUUCCUAUAAAAAGCUGGGAGGCUUCUCUGAUACUUGGAGUUUUUGGCAUAAGGAAAGAUCAUCUUUGGCAAGGAGUGGUGUAUCCUCUUCUAUUGACCUCGCUCAUUUAUGCCGGAUCUUUGGUCUUGAACUUGUUGUUACUCCUGGAAUCAUGGAAGGAAAGUGGUGGAGGAUGUAGUUCCUUUAGUAAAUUCAGAAGCUUUGUCCAAGCAAUCCCUGCUUGCAUCUUGACAUGUGUUUCUGAUGUUUCCUUUUGGCGCAAUCUUGUUGUGGCACCGUUAACUGAGGAGCUGGUUUUCAGGGCCUGUAUGGUACCUUUGCUUCUGUGUGCUGGAUUUAGGAUUUACUACGCUAUCUUCCUCUGCCCAAUUCUCUUUAGCUUAGCCCACUUGAAUCAUUUUAGAGAAAUGUACAUUAAGCAUAACCGCAGCUAUAUCAAGGCCUCACUGAUUGUUGGUCUUCAGCUUGGCUACACAGUCGUUUUUGGUUCAUAUGCAUCGUUUCUCUUCAUCAGAACCGGACAUGUUGCUGCGCCUUUGUUUGCUCAUAUAUUCUGCAAUUACAUGGGAUUGCCUGUGCUGCUACACCCACGAGGAAAAGGUUUGGUGAGUGCAGCUGCGUUAGCCGGUGUGGUUGGAUUCGUCACACUUCUCUUUCCUUUAACAAAGCCUCUCAUGUACAACGAUAGAACCAACAAUUGUCCGUGUUGGCUUGGCUAUUGUUUGUGGAAUUGAUACUCUGCACUCGUAGCUCUGAUCUUCUUUUUUUUUUCCAGUUUCCACUGAUCAUGUCUUAUUUGUUGUUUUUUAACAGAUUGUGGUCCGUUAUCAAAGUUGCUUUUUACAGACAAUUGUUUAUAAAAAUGGUAAUGGAAAUUAAAGGAGAAAAUGGCUGUUUAGGUACACAUAAUGUACCGUAUA
This is a messenger RNA of Brassica napus (rape), 1263 nucleotides long. Its product is annotated as CAAX prenyl protease 2. The coding region runs from base 136 to 1077 and encodes 313 amino acids. Gene Ontology annotation, biological process: CAAX-box protein processing. The record is from RefSeq and is a predicted model, not a curated record. Gene Ontology annotation, molecular function: metalloendopeptidase activity. Gene Ontology annotation, cellular component: endoplasmic reticulum membrane. The transcript has 8 exons. Lineage: Eukaryota; Viridiplantae; Streptophyta; Magnoliopsida; Brassicales; Brassicaceae.